Corythoichthys intestinalis (scribbled pipefish) is the source of this 6302-nucleotide messenger RNA. Its product is annotated as sodium bicarbonate cotransporter 3-like. Gene Ontology annotation, cellular component: basolateral plasma membrane; apical plasma membrane; plasma membrane. Gene Ontology annotation, biological process: transmembrane transport; regulation of intracellular pH; bicarbonate transport. Gene Ontology annotation, molecular function: monoatomic anion transmembrane transporter activity; sodium:bicarbonate symporter activity; solute:inorganic anion antiporter activity. Bases 103 to 3444 code for a protein of 1113 amino acids. The record is from RefSeq and is a predicted model, not a curated record. The transcript is spliced from 24 exons. NCBI's taxonomy places the organism in Eukaryota, Metazoa, Chordata, Actinopteri, Syngnathiformes, Syngnathidae.
CAGAAUGCGACGAGAUUGCCGGCGUGACGUUUGCGGGACAGCGGAGGAGAGAAGCGCCACACGGGACGCCGACCUUGUCAGCUUUCGACGUGGAUUUAGAAAAUGACACAAAACUCGAGCGAGCAGAUGAGGCCGCUGCUCACAUCCGAGGAAGAAGCUGUGCUCGACCGAAGGAACACCAGCUCCACCUUGAACACCAAUUUUGAGGCGGAGGAGCUGGAAAGUCACAGGGAGCUUUACGUCGGCAUCCACGUGCCUUUGGGUCGCCGACGGCGCCACCGCCACCGGGGACACAGGCAUCAGCGACCCCGCUACGAUCCGCCGCUGCAAUUGGAGGAUGCCACCGAGUCGUCGUCUUACGCGUGUUUGGACACUUUAGAUACGCCCUCGCAGAGGGUGCAGUUCAUCCUGGGCACGGAUUACGACGACGAGGAACACGUCCCGCACCAACUCUUCAGCGAGCUGGACGAGUUGGCCUCCAGGGACGGCGACGUCCUGGAGUGGAAGGAGAAGGCCAGGUGGUUGAAGUUCGAGGAGGACGUGGAAGACGGCGGCGAGCGUUGGAGCAAACCCUACGUGGCCACGCUGUCGCUGCACAGCCUGUUCGAGCUGCGCGCCUGCUUUAUGACCGGCACCGUCAUCCUCGACAUGCGCGCCAACGCUAUCGAACACAUCGCAGACACGGUGAUCGACAGCAUGCUGGCUUCGGGUCAGAUGGACCACGACGUCCGGGACAAAGUUCGGGAAGCCAUCUUGAAACGCCACCGCCAUCAGAACGGGAAGAAGCUGAGCAAGCGCAUCCCGCUGGUGCGAUCCUUGGCCGAAAUGGGCAAGAAGCAUUCCGACUCUCAUCUGCCGGAGCACGGCGGUCGUCCGACGUCCCCUCGGUUGGCUUCCGGGAGCUCCAACGACUACAAGAAGGCGGAAGGCGGCGCCGAUACCGACAGUCGGGAAAACAGCGCGGUGGAUUUUAGCGAAGUGGACAUGAGCUUCAUGAAGAAAAUUCCUCCAGAUGCUGAAGCUUCCAACGUGCUGGUGGGGGAGGUGGACUUUUUGGAGAAGCCCAUCGUCGCCUUCGUUCGCCUGGCGCCCGCCGUGCUCCUCUCCGGACUCACGCAGGUUCCCGUGCCCACCAGGUUCCUCUUUCUUCUGCUGGGCCCGUUCGGAAAAGGUCCCCAGUACCACGAAAUCGGACGCUCCAUGGCCACGCUGAUGACAGACGAGAUCUUCCACGACGUGGCCUACAAGGCUAAGGACCGCAAGGACCUGCUGUCCGGUCUGGAUGAGUUCUUGGAUCAAGUGACGGUGCUGCCGCCCGGCGAGUGGGACCCGAGCAUUCGCAUCGAACCGCCAAAGAACGUGCCGUCACAGGAGAAACGGAAGAUUCCUCCAGCACCGAACGGUUCCAUCCACAGCUCUGACAUCAUCAGGGAGGCGGAGCAUGACGUAGGACCGGAACUACAGAGGACAGGAAGGUGUUUUGGCGGUCUGGUUAGGGACAUCCGGAGGAAGGUGCCCUUCCUGCUCAGCGACCUGACUGAUGCCUUCAGGCUUCAGUGUUUAGCUUCCAUCCUCUUCCUCUACUGCGCCUGCAUGUCACCCGUCAUCACAUUCGGCGGCCUGUUAGGAGAAGCCACCCAAGGAAACAUUAGCGCCAUCGAAUCUCUGUUCGGCGCCUCCCUGACGGGUAUGGCCUAUUCCAUGUUCGCGGGCCAGCCGCUCACCAUCCUGGGCAGCACCGGACCCGUCCUGGUCUUUGAGAAGAUCCUCUUCAAGUUCUGCACGGAUUACGGCCUGUCUUACAUCUCCAUGCGGACCAGCAUCGGUCUGUGGACCGCCUUCCUUUGCCUGCUCUUGGUAGCCACCGACGCCAGUUCCUUGGUCUGCUACAUCACGCGCUUCACCGAGGAAGCCUUCGCCGCCCUCAUCUGCUUCAUCUUCAUCUACGAAGCCCUGGAGAAGCUCAUCCACCUAGGUCACAGCUACCCUAUCAACAAGGCCAACGACCUCAACAACCUGACCUUUUACACGUGCAAAUGUUCCCAACCCGCCAACGCCUCCGAGAAGGUGCGUGAGAUCUGGAGGAGCUCGGGUUACGACUCGGCAGAGAGCGUCCCUUGGGAAGAGCUGACUUUGAAGCGCUGUCAGACUUUGCACGGUCAGUUCGUGGGCCGGGCUUGCGGCCAUGAUGGUCCUUUCGUCCCAGACGUCCUCUUUUGGUCCGUCAUUCUCUUCUUCACCACCUUCUGCUUGUCUUCCUUCUUCAAAGACUUCAAGAACAAGAGAUUCUUCCCCACCAAGGUGCGAUCGACCAUCAGCGACUUUGCCGUCUUUUUAACCAUACUGUUAAUGGUGCUGCUGGAUUAUCUAGUGGGAAUCGCAUCUCCCAAGCUUAACGUCCCGGAUCGUUUCAAGCCCACUUCCCCUAAUCGCGGCUGGUUCAUCUCUCCGCUGGGCCCCAACCCCUGGUGGACGCUGCUAGCCGCCGGGGUACCGGCGCUACUCUGCACCAUCCUCAUCUUCAUGGACCAGCAGAUCACCGCCGUCAUCGUCAACAGAAAGGAGAACAAGUUGAAGAAAGGCUGCGGCUACCAUCUGGACCUGCUGGUGGUGGCGCUGAUGAUGGCCGUGUGCUCCAUCAUGGGCUUGCCGUGGUUCGUGGCCGCCACCGUCCUCUCCAUCACGCACGUCAACAGCCUGAAGGUGGAAUCGGCCAGCGCCGUCCCGGGCGAGCGCCCCAAGUUCUUGGGCGUCCGCGAACAGCGGGUCACCGGUUUUAUGAUCUUCCUUCUCAUGGGUUGCUCCGUCUUCAUGACGCCCGUUUUGCAGUUAAUCCCCAUGCCUGUCCUGUACGGCGUCUUCCUCUACAUGGGCGUGUCCUCGCUCAAAGGCAUUCAGCUGUUUGACCGCAUCCAACUGUUCGCCAUGGCGACCAAGCACCAGCCGGACCUCAUCUACCUCCGCUACGUGCCGCUGAGGAAAGUCCACGCCUUCACCGUGGUCCAGCUGUCCUCCCUCAUCGUCCUGUGGCUCAUCAAAACCUCGCCCGUCGCCGUGGUCUUCCCCAUGAUGGUUCUGGCGCUGGUCUUCAUCCGGAAGCUGAUGGACUUCUGCUUCAGCAAGCGAGAGCUGAGCUGGCUGGACGACCUGAUACCCGAGAGCAAGAAGAAGAGGGACGACGACAAAAAGAAGAAGAGAGCGUUAAAUUCGCAGGACAACCACGCGUACGACGACGACGCCAAAGUCGUCGAGAUGGCCGUCGAUGAAAUGGAUCGACGGACGGACGUCUCCGACGGGAACAUCUCCUGCGAGAUGGGUAAAAGCGACUUGUGGAGGUCCCUCUCCAUGACGGCGGACUCCGGCAAAGCUAGCAAGCCGAGCGGCAGUCAGGUGCCCGGGCCUAGCGUUAGCGUGACAUUGGAAGAUGUCGAGACAGCGCUAUGAAGUUACUAUGAAGUUACACAUCAUCGCCGCUAGAGGUUGCUGCUGUGCCAAGUUGAAGAAGAUGGCUCCUUUUCAUCGAUGACCAAAGUGUUUUUUUGUUGUUGUUGUUUUUAAUUUCCCUUUUUUAGGGUGAAAUUUGUUUUUGUCAAACCACAAAGAAAAAAUCUUGAAUUUAGUCUACUUUUAGAUUUAUUCAAACACUGUUUAUUAUUUAUUGUUUAGCAAAAUGUUAUAUUUUCAUGGACGACACGAAAUAAAUGGCACUUAGCUGUAUUCACUGAUGGGAAUGGACGUUAAAUCCGUAUCAAGUGGUAAGGCUGGUGAUCAUGAUCAUGUUAAAGUGCCUUUGAAGGUGAUGGAUGUCCAAUUUUGACUGGGAAGGUUGGCAGCUGUGUAAAUGAAAUUUCGAUUGGCAAUAUAAUGAAAUUUGUUUAAAGCGGAAUACUGUACAGUGGGGCAAAUAAGUAUUUAGUCAACCACCAAUUGUGCAAGUUCUCCUACUCCAAAAAAUUAGAGAGGCCUGUAUUUGUCAACAUGGGUAAACCUCAACCAUGAGAGACAGAAUGUGGGGAAAAAAAACUGAAAGUCACAUUUUAGAGUGGAAAUUAAGUAUUUGGUCACCUACAAACAAGCAAGAUUUCUGGCUGUCAGAGUGGUCUAACUUCUUCUAACGAGGCUCCACUCAUUACCUGUAUUAAUGGCACCUGUUUUAACUAAUUAUCGGUAUAAAAGACACCUGUCCACAACCUCAGUCAGUCACACUCCAAACUCCACAAAACCAAAGAGCUGUCGAAGGACACCAGAGACAAAAUUGUAGACCUGCCCCAGGCUGGGAAGACUGAAUCUUCAAUAGGUAAAACGCUUAGUGUAAAGAAAUCAACUGUGGGAGCAAUUAUUAGAAAAUGGAAGACAUACAAAACCACUGAUGAUCUCCCUCGAUCUGGGGUUCCAUGCAAGAUCUCACCCCGUGGCGUCAAAAUGAUUAAAAAAAUGGUGAGCAAAAAUCCCAGAACCACAAGGGGGGACCUAGUGAAUGACCUACAGAGAGCUGGAACCACAGUAACAAAGGCUAAUAUCAGUAGCGCAAUGCGCCACCAGGGACUCAAAUCGUGCACUGCCAGACGUGUCCCCCUGCAGAAGAAAGUACACGUCCAGGCCCGUCCGCUAGCUUAAAUGCUAUAUAAUGUUUACAACAAUUGGCCAACUUGCAAAACAAAAGUCUGCUAGCCUAAAUCCUAUAUAACGCAAAUGUUGACAACAAUUGGCUAACUUUCAUAGCAAAAGUCCGCUAGCUUAAGUGCUAUAUAAUGCUAAUGUUUACAACAAUUGGCCAACUUGCAUUGCAAAAGUCCGCUAGCUUAAAUUAUAAUGUUGACAACACAGUUGGCUAACUUACAUAGCAAAAGUCAGAUAUCUUAAAUGCUAUAUAAUGCUAAAGUUGACAGCAAUUGGCUACCUUGCAUAGCAAAAGUCCGAUAUCUUAAAUGCUAUAUAAUGCUAAUGCUUACAAACAAUUGGCUAAUUUGCAUCGCAAAAGCCCGCUAGCUUAAAUGCUAUUGAAGGAGAAAAGAUAUCGUCAUCGCACACACCAUAUAAUUGUUUGCAUUAGUCUAACACAUACACAUGGUACAGGUUUUCGUAGGCACCGUCUAACUGUUUGCAUCAGUCUAACACGUAAUAUAAUUAAUCAGGAAAUAGUAUCAUUUUCAUAUUUACGGUAGGACUACACUACUAAUAUAAAAUAAAAAGCACACCAUAGUUUAAUGAGAAGAAAUAGAAGAGAUACACAAUGCCGUCUUAUCACAAGAUUGACGCACCAACUCUGGCAAUCAGCUCUCCCAGCAAACUCCAAGGACAAACCACUUUGUCCUAAAACAAGUACAACCAGCCCGGACAGCAAAGUUGAUAGCGGGCGUCCCAAUCCGCACACGAACCUAAGCCGCCCAAAACCGGCCACAGAGGGGAUGGCCCAAAAGCAACGCCCUGAAACGCCUUCGACAAGGCCCGCCUCAGCAAAGUCUUUAAAAAGACUGGACACUGAGAUAACACAGAUUUUUUCUGCUCGGAAACAUAGCCUUGUUUUGGAUCCAGAAUUGUCCCGCCGUCGUCUGUUUUUGCGUUGUUUUUACCAUUGUCGACGAAUAAAUUGUCAACCUGUUUUCGGUGAGUGUUCUUCAAGCUUUUGAAACAUGGAGUCAGUACAAAGGGUUAAAAUAAGAGGACGCGCGAGGUUCGGCCUUCCCGGCGGGCGCACGCGGAGCAGUGUCAGCCGAGCGGCAGUUGUUUUGGCUGGUGCUGUUCUCGGGUGCGUCUGGGCCGGGGGGGGCGAAUUUCAACACCUCAUUGGCCGCUUUUACUCCAGAGGAAAUGAGUUCAGCUUCAAUUCUUCAAUGCACUUAACCCUUUUUCUUGUUGCUCUUAACCAGAGGUAUCGACGAGUUGUUUGCUCGCUUAAUAGUGACCACAGUCAACUUGCGGCUGUGAACUUCAGUUCCCACCCCAUAUCAAAGAAAUGAAAUGCUAAUAACAUUACUACAGGUCUUUCCUUUGUGGAAAUACAGAUCUUAGCCCCUCCCAGAAUGGUUGGUGGACAUUUGGGGGCGUGGCCUGGUCAUAUCAGGUCAUUUGGGGGGCGUGUCCUGGUCAUCAGGUCAUUUGGGGGACAUGUCCUGGUCAUAACAGAUCAUUUGGGCACAUUUGGUAGGCGUGUCCUGGUCAUAUCAGGUCAUUUGGGGGGCGUGUCCUGGUCAUCAAGUCAUUUGGGGGCGUGGCCAUGUCAUAUCAGGUCAUUUGGGGGACACGUCCAGGUCGUAUCAGGUCAUAAUGCUAAUGUUCAAAACAAUUGGCUAACUUGGGUA